Messenger RNA from Colletotrichum aenigma, 2058 nucleotides. It is a transcript of the gene isp6, whose product is annotated as Sexual differentiation process putative subtilase-type proteinase isp6. The record is from RefSeq and is a predicted model, not a curated record. Gene Ontology annotation, biological process: proteolysis. The transcript has 6 exons. The coding region runs from base 1 to 2058 and encodes 685 amino acids. Gene Ontology annotation, molecular function: serine-type endopeptidase activity. Lineage: Eukaryota; Fungi; Ascomycota; Sordariomycetes; Glomerellales; Glomerellaceae.
AUGCAGAAAAUGCUCCCUGAUGGCGGCAAAAUCGAGGUAUCAGCUGUGAAAGAUCUGAGGGUCAACUUUUGGCGAGUACGUCUGGAUCUAGACCAAGCUGAAAGUGUGAGGACGAUGCCAAAUGUUGCGUCUGUCUACCGUCCUUGUGAAUCAGAUUGCUCCGACCCAACGUUGCAGGAUUCGAAGAUAUCAUGGCGAUACCAGAAUCAGUAUCUCGAUGAACAACUUGAUUUGGAGGAUCACCAAGCGCAGAUGUCAUACAUCUCAGCUAACGGGGGAUCUCAAGACGAGCGAUACAAUGGACGUUACUAUUUCGACGUCAGUGCUGGAGAAGACGUCCCAGUGUACAUCGUGGACACUGGAGCAACGAUGGAUCACAUUGAGUUCAAUCUCCGGAACAAGAUAGCCUCCAAAACCGAGUUCAUUUUCGUCGGCGAGGAUUUUGAUGGUCAGCAGCACCGAGACGAUUCCAAUAUACCAAAGGGCGGCAGAUGUCCUCCAGUUGGCAAGUGUAAACCGCAUGGCACUUCCAUGUUGAGCAUUGUUGCCGGCGCAAAUAUAGGGAUUGCGAAGAAGGCAAAACCGAUUAUGGUUCGUGUCCCGCGCCGUGAAAAGCAGGGCGGUGGAGCAACACCCGAAGAUUGGAUAGAUGCCAUGUCUGCGGUUGCUGGUGUAUUCGCUGACAAAACUACAACGACAAGAGCCAUUCUUUGCAUGGCACAGGGCCACAGGUUUGAUGAUUUCAAGAGUGACUGGGAGAAGACAAACAAGAAGGAAGGGCAGGACAACGAGAAGCUAAUAUCAGAAGCGUGGAUUAUAUUUAGGAAGUCCAUGCAUGGUAUUCUGACUGGUCUCAUUGAAAAAGGUAUUUUUGUAGUUACCGGUGCAGGAAACGGCGCAGCUAGCCACUACAAGUUCUCCCAGGGGACCUCGGAUGCAACUGCGUACACAGCCGGACUUGCAGCCUACUUCCUCAAAUUGCAUCAGCUUGGACGCCUAGGUCCUGACAAGAAGGGGAACCAGCCUGAUAUGAGUCCAGCUGGGUUGAAGAGCUACAUCAUUAACAACGGCUGGGUGCGACAAAACAAGGACAACACCGGAGUCUUGGGAAUCUGGAACGGCGCGACUAUUGAGAGUCUGGAGCGCGAAGGCUUUUUUCCCUACAUUGCAGGCACCACCAACAUAUUCCGACUUCGGCGACAAGAAGGCGCGGCCUUGACUGGUCAAUGUAUUUCUGGCACUUCUCCAACAGCUUCUGCAGGCUCAACGCGCAAUCCAUCAGCAACAGCAACACCCACAGGCAGCGGCACAGUGGCACCCACUGUCAUUCCAACGACAUUCGUCUGCACCGAGGAGACUGCUGACAAGUGCGCUCCCGGCGUCGUUUGUAGUAAGCCUAAGGUGAACGGCUGCGUCGAUGGCAAGUGCGUCUGUGUUCUUCCCAAUCUGCCAGCACCCACCAGUUUUGUCUGCACCGAGAGGACAGUCGACAAGUGUUCCCCUGGAGUCGUCUGCAGUGCACCUCAGAUUAACGGUUGCGUCGACGGGAAGUGUGUCUGCGUCUUACCCGACCUGCCUUCCAAGACUACGGCUGUGCAGACCACUCUAUCUACUGUCACGUCAAAAUCGCCCGAUCCCGUGCCGACUACCACAGAGACGCUGAAGACGCCAGUUGCGCUUGGCGAGCGCAAGUGCCACGACGCGAGCAUCUACACCGGUCAGUUUGACAUACAAGAACACUCAGUAUUUCUUGCUGCAAAGAGUGCCUGUUCGACAUGUGUUUUAGGUAAAGCGUCGAUGUCCGCAGAUUCACUGACCAGAAAUGGAUAUCCUACCAAGGGUGGUAUUAGGUAUGAGAUGGAGAUUAGCUGGAGAUCAGAUUGCGUAUCAACCGUCAAGACUAUCGAUUGUGGAGACCCUUUAGGCGAGAAGCCCAAGGUUCACACAACCCCCUGUGAGAACUUGUUUGUGGAGAACUGGAAGAGCUGUACGGGCGAUGAGGGCCGGGGUGGGUACAUUGACGUUGGGUGCUUGCGAUAUAACUUUACGCCAAUGUAA